CGGCCCCGCCGGGGCGGAGCGAAGCGGAGCGGGGCGGCCCCACCGCCUCCCUCGGCCCCUCGCCCGCGGCGCGACCGAGCCGCUUCCGGGCAGCGGGGCGAGGGGUGGCGCGGAGCCGGCGGCCGCGAUUUAAGGCUAGGCUUCAAGAUUUUCAUUAUGCUUCACUCCUCUGCAUCUGCAGAUCCUGAACUUGAGCAAAAUGGUAACGCAUGGUGGUUGCAGUUUUCUGCUAGGGUGCUAGGUUAUAUCAGCACCCAUGGUUCAAGGAGCAUCAGAGCGGACACAGAGUAGAUCAAGUGGACAGAGGAUAAAGAUAGGACAUGAAGGUGAGUUUUUGAAAAUGUCAGCAGAUAUACCAUUAAAUAUUAACAUCAAGGAGCCUCGAUGGGAUCAAAGCACUUUUGUUGGACGAGCCAGUCACUUCUUCACUGUAACAGACCCCCGGAAUAUUUUGCUAUCUGAUGCCCAACUAGAAAAUGCAAGAAAAAUUGUGCAUGAUUACAGGCAAGGUAUCGUGGCACCUGGCUUGACAGAAGAUGACUUGUGGAGAGCAAAAUAUAUCUAUGAUUCAGCCUUUCACCCAGACACUGGUGAAAAGAUGGUCUUGAUUGGCCGAAUGUCAGCUCAGGUACCCAUGAACAUGACUAUCACAGGUUGUAUGAUGACCUUUUAUAGAACAACACCAGCAGUGGUUUUCUGGCAGUGGAUUAACCAGUCCUUCAAUGCUAUAGUAAAUUACACAAACAGGAGCGGUGAUGCCCCUAUUACUGUCAGCCAGCUGGGAACAGCCUAUGUUUCUGCUACCACGGGUGCUGUUGCAACAGCUUUAGGACUUAAUGCACUAACAAAGCAUGUCUCACCUCUUAUAGGACGGUUUGUUCCUUUUGCUGCUGUUGCUGCUGCUAACUGCAUUAAUAUUCCACUAAUGAGACAAAGGGAACUUAAGUUUGGAAUCCCUGUCACAGAUGAGAACGGAAACAGACUGGGUGAAUCGACAAAAGCAGCUCAGCAGGCAAUUACCCAGGUUGUUAUAUCAAGGAUUCUUAUGGCUGCUCCUGGCAUGGCGAUUCCUCCCUUCAUAAUGAAUACAUUGGAAAAGAGAGCCUUUUUAAAGAGAUUUCCUUGGAUGAGUGCUCCCAUUCAAGUUGGAUUAGUCGGAUUUUGUCUUGUGUUUGCAACACCCCUGUGUUGUGCACUGUUUCCUCAAAAAAGUUCUAUGUCUGUAACACGCUUGGAGCCAGAAUUGCAAGCCAAGAUCCGAGAGAGCAGCCCUGAACUAGAACGUGUAUACUUUAAUAAAGGAUUAUAAUUCAAGGAAGGGAAAAUAUCUUUCAAGGAGGAUCUUGUGAACUUAUUUUUGAGUUAUGUGCCAACAUAGUUGAAGAUGAGAACUUACUUUUAACUUGUACUUUUGUUAAACAGCUUUGAUUAUCUGCAUUAUUUCGUAUUUAAAGACUUCCUUGUUGUAGUGUUUAAAUUACAAAAGGUCAUUUUGUCCACUUUGGUAUUGAUUAAAAGUUUAACCAUACAUAUCCAAAAAUGUUUACAUAAGCUCUCAAGCAGGUACGAUAAUAAACAAGCACACAAAGAAAAAUA
Tyto alba (common barn owl) is the source of this 1596-nucleotide messenger RNA. RefSeq names its product sideroflexin 1 (gene SFXN1). Bases 257 to 1309 code for a protein of 350 amino acids. The transcript has 13 exons. Lineage: Eukaryota; Metazoa; Chordata; Aves; Strigiformes; Tytonidae. The record is from RefSeq and is a predicted model, not a curated record. Gene Ontology annotation, cellular component: mitochondrial inner membrane. Gene Ontology annotation, molecular function: monoatomic ion transmembrane transporter activity. Gene Ontology annotation, biological process: serine import into mitochondrion; monoatomic ion transport.